This is a messenger RNA of Kazachstania africana CBS 2517, 1533 nucleotides long. It is a transcript of the gene SHE10, whose product is annotated as She10p. The transcript has a single exon. Bases 1 to 1533 code for a protein of 510 amino acids. NCBI's taxonomy places the organism in Eukaryota, Fungi, Ascomycota, Saccharomycetes, Saccharomycetales, Saccharomycetaceae. The record is from RefSeq and is a predicted model, not a curated record.
AUGAAACUCUGCACUAAAUUGGUUGUGACUUUGCUCACUACGAUAGUUUCUUUGCAGUAUUACUGUCAAAAUUACAACUGUUCUGAUAAAUUGAACGAAGUUUGCUACUAUUCAGCCCCUUCCAACUGGGAUGAACUGUUAACUGAGAAUAGUGAAAUGUACAAGGUCAAUGUUCAUCCCAAAAUUGUUCUAUUACAGAACAAAUACCAGGAAAAUGUCGGUCCUCAUGUGGAGUUAUUGUUAAAUAACGUGAAUGAAAGAGUUAUUACACCUGCUUCAGGGUUAAUCAAGAACUACGCAGAGGACUUCAACUGUGAGGAGAAGUUGCAAUGCGUCAAAAACUACUGGCAGCUCCUUUGCGAUAGGGUCACUUUAUACUAUGCAAUUACUCUUAGACCUUAUUACGAAAGGUUUGCUGAAGAAUUUGGUGCUAAGACACGCUAUUCUUCUUUCCAAUCAAAGUUUAAUGGCGUUUAUGACCAAGGUAAAAAGGUUGUAACUGAUAAUUACCGUGCUUUACAAUCAAAAUAUUCCAGCCUUGUAAGCACUGUUAGUAUUGAGGUAAGUUCCCCUAUAAGCUCUUCAAAACCUGAAGUGAACGUAGAAGAAGCUGAAGAAUUAAUUACUUCUACCAUAUUCACCACAGUCACUUUGGAUGAUGGAGUUGAAGCUCAGGCUACAGGUACUGUCGUCUCUAAUAACGAUCUCUCUAUGGAAGAGCAAGCUUUGCUGCAAAAUGAUUUUGAAAAUUGGUCAAACACUGUAGAGAAAAAGAUUCAGUCUGUCAUUGGCACCUUUGAAAAGGAUGUUGAUAGGGCAAUUCAAUCAUUCAUUGACGAAAAUGAAGCUAAUGUAAGGGAUAAAAUGAGGUAUUUGGCUACCAACUCUGAUGAUUAUUUACAAAAGAUAGCUAAGGCUAUUCAAGAUAUUGAUUGUAAGAUCGAAAUUGACUCUAAGACAGGAGAAAAGAGAUACUUCGAUAAGACUGGUACUACCGAACUUCCAGUUUAUAUCGACAGACAACUAAUGCGUGACUAUUUUGAUGAAGCUCAAAUUCACGGUACAAAUGUCUCUGUUUCAAUCAGAGAUGAUUUAUCUGAUGUCGCUUAUUCUAUUAACAAGAAAAUUGAAGGCUUGCGUGACGAAUAUGUCGAUCUCUAUGAAGAAUGGGCUAAUACAGUCAUUGGUGAAUGGUCAAAAAGAAUGGCCUAUGUUGACGUCAUCGCUGCUCACAUGGAUGAAGAUGAACAAGGAACAAUCUCUGAACAAAAUUGGAAGAAAUUCAUGGAAUUGAAGAGAGAUGUCAUGGAUGCAAGAGAAGGUUUAAUAAACCAUCCAAUUUCUGCAAAAAAGCUCGAAGACUUUAUGAAUGAAGUACAACGUACUUUAACUAUUUUAGGCAAGGAGAGAGCUGAUUUCACGUAUAUUUUGAGAUCUAAAGCUAAUUUAGCCUUCCAAAAACGUGAAAAGGAAGAAAAGGAGCGUGCUAGUGACCUGCAAGAAUCGGAAACUGAAGUUGCUGAAGAAAAAUAA